AUAUAUAUAUUUUUUCAAACGUGGUAUACAGCCUGCCUAACGUGGGCUGCGCACGCUCUAUAUCGUUGACUUUAGACUCCCGUGUAUAUGUGCACAUGAAGCAACGAGAUCAGAAAGAGUAGACGAGAUGUUUAGUUUGAUUUCAUUUGCUCUAGUCGUCGUUUUCCGUUCAAAGCUGAAUGUUCCACCAAGUCCGCUAGGUUUCCCAGUGAUCGGACACCUCCAUUUGCUCAAAGAUCCUGUUCAUCGUUGCCUCCAUGACCUCUCUCGGAACCUCGGUCCAGUGUUUUCGCUCAGGCUUGGCUCUCGUCGAGCCGUGGUCGUCACGUCAGCUUCCGCAGCAGAGGAGUUCUUAUCUCACGAGAAUGAUGUCGUCUUCGCGAACAGGCCUAUCAGUACUUUGGGUAAAUACGUUGCUUACAACAACUCGAUAGUCAGCGUAUCUCCCUACGGAGACCACUGGCGAAACCUCCACCGUAUCUGCACCGUGGAGAUCUUCUCCGCCGCUCGUCUUAAAGAAUCUUCCGAGAUCCGGAGAGACGAAGUGAGGUCUCUUCUUCGGACGAUCCACGCGGCUACAUCAAAAGGGGGAGGAAACGACUCUGUCCGAGUGGAGCUACGGCCGUUGCUUUCUGGGUUUACGUUGAACGUCCUUAUGAGAAUGGUCGCCGGAAAAAGAUACUACGGCAGUGAGGAUAACGCGGAAGCUAAGGAAGUGAGAGAGCUGAUCAGCGAAACGUUCGAGCUCGCAGGGUUUACUUAUGCCGGUGACUUUCUUCCGAUUUUGAAGCUGUUUGAUUUCAAUGGAUACGUAAAGAGAGUGAAGAAACUUGGCUCGAAAUUAGAUCAGUUUAUGCAGGAACUGGUCGACGAACACAGAAGAAACAGGGGAAAAGCAGAGUUCAAGAACACGAUGAUCACUCAUUUGCUAACUCUUCAAGAAUCGCAACCUGAGUACUACACUGACGAGAUCAUCAAAGGACUCAUACUGGUGAUGGUAGUUGCCGGGACGGACACAACUGCAAUGACAUUGGAAUGGGCAAUGGCUAACCUUCUAAAUCAUCCAGAUGUUCUAGCCAAAGCUAAGACUGAGUUAAACAAUAUCAUCUCAGGUAAAGGGCGUUUGAUGGAGGAAUCUGAUACGAGCACUUGUACAUAUCUCAAUAAUGUGAUUUCAGAGACUCUUCGACUGUAUCCUGUUGGGCCAAUGCUGGUCCCACACAUGUCGUCCGUUGACUGCAAAGUUGCUGGGUAUGAUAUUCCACGAGGUACAUGGCUAUUCAUCAACGCGUGGGCAAUUCAGCGAGAUCCAAAUGUAUGGGAUGAGGCUGAGGUUUUUAAGCCGGAAAGGUUCGACAAUGAGGAGUGGAAGAUUCAUCAUGGUAAGUAUCUACCAUUCGGAAUAGGUAGAAGAGCGUGUCCUGGAAUGGGACUUGCCCAAAUUGUAUUGAGCUCAGCUUUAGGGUCGUUGAUCCAAUGUUUUGACUGGAAGAGGGAUGAAGAAGAUAUGGCAGUUGACAUGUCGGAAGGAACAGGUCUUACCAUGCCUAAAGCUGUGCCUUUAGUUGCCAAAUGCAAGUCUUCACCAAUUCUAGACAACGUUGUAUUCUAGUUUCUCUUU
This is a messenger RNA of Raphanus sativus (radish), 1621 nucleotides long. Its product is annotated as cytochrome P450 81Q32. Gene Ontology annotation, cellular component: membrane. Gene Ontology annotation, molecular function: oxidoreductase activity, acting on paired donors, with incorporation or reduction of molecular oxygen, NAD(P)H as one donor, and incorporation of one atom of oxygen; heme binding; iron ion binding. NCBI's taxonomy places the organism in Eukaryota, Viridiplantae, Streptophyta, Magnoliopsida, Brassicales, Brassicaceae. The record is from RefSeq and is a predicted model, not a curated record.